AUGACUGUGCGUAAAACAUCGUUUGGUGUUUCAGAAAAAUCAAAACCUGAAGCGUAUCGUGUUUAUAAGCGGCGAUGGUUUAUGAUAUUCAUUUUUUUUACAAUAUAUUUCAUUAAUUCAGUGCAUUGGGUUCAAUAUACAAUUAUUGCAAAUAUUAUUGAAAAAUUUUACAAUGUGGAUCCGACAAUGGUUAAUAUGACGUCUGUAGUGUAUUUAAUCGCAUAUUUGCCAUUAAUUCUACCAGCGUCUUAUGUAAUCGACAAAAAGGGUGUGCGUUUUGUAUUACUAGUAGCAGCAAGUGGUAAUUUUAUUGGGUCAUGGUUAAAAGUUUUUUCUGCAACCCCCAAUGGAUUUUAUAUUGGAUUAACUGGUCAAACAAUACUGGCUGUAUCACAAUUAUUUAUAUUGAGCUUACCAGCAAAAUUAGCUGGAAUUUGGUUUGAUGCAAGUCAAAUGAGUACAGCAUGUACAAUUGGUGUAUUUGGUGCACAAUUAGGCGAAGCAACCGGGUUUUUUUUGACACCUAUUAUUGUUCGAAAUCAUAAAAAUAAAGAUGAUAUUGGAAUUUUUGAAGAAGAACCACCAACAGCUCCAAGCGAAGCUCAAAAAUUAAAAAAACAAGAAUAUUCUAACCCUAUUGAAUCUUUUAAAAAAUUAUUAACAAAUAAACCUUUUGUAAUGCUGCUUUGUGCUUAUUCCAUAAGCAUUGGAAUAUAUAAUACCAUAAAUACGUUAUUAAAUCCAAUUUUUGUGGAACAUUUUGAAGAUAAAUGCGAACAAUUUGCUGGUCGUAUCGGAGUUAUAUUUGUUGCGUCUGGAAGUGUGAGCUCAGUUGUUUUUGGAAUGAUUUUAGACAAGACUAAAAAAUUUAAGGAAGUUACAUCCGCUGUCUACUUCAUGUCGGUGGUCGGAAUGUUGGCAUUUACUUUUGCAGUUAUGUCUGAAACUAAAUUAUUUAUUUAUUUAUCAGCUUGUAUUUUUGGAACUUUCGUAAGUGGUUACUUAGUUGUGGGAUACGAAACAGGCGUUGAAUUAACAUAUCCUGAAAAUGAAUUUAAUUCAGCUGGUUUAUUAAUUGGGAUGUCUUCAACAGCAGGAGGAAUUUUUACAUUUAUAUUUUCAGAUAUGCUGCACAAGACGAAUGAUUUUUGUGUCAAUAUGACCAUGGCAGGUUUAUUGAUGAUUGGUACUGUCCUCACAUUAUUUACACGUAAUGUACGUAAACGUCAGGAAGCUUUAGAUCCAUCCAGAUUUAAUGUAAAUGUGAUUAAAAACCUGGAAAAAUUUUAA
Molecule: messenger RNA, 1290 nt
Organism: Chrysoperla carnea
Lineage: Eukaryota; Metazoa; Arthropoda; Insecta; Neuroptera; Chrysopidae
Exons: 6
Coding region: 1-1290 (429 amino acids)
Biological process (GO): transmembrane transport; heme export
Cellular component (GO): membrane
Molecular function (GO): heme transmembrane transporter activity; heme binding
Source: RefSeq, a predicted model, not a curated record